AUGAGGUAUAUUUUAUCGAUAAAUCCGCGGUCACACUGGUCUUGGGGAAAAAUCCUUGUAAAUGGUUAAACUGGACAAAUGCCGUGUCUGCUGUUGCAGAGUCAAACGGGAGGACGAGGCAUACAACUUGUUGGAAAUCCCCAAGGCGGCAGCAAUGUUCACCGCUUGCACAAAUUUGAUGGUGGACCCUCGGCAGGAUUUUCUUCUGCCCAGUGUAUUGUGCUGUGGAUGCUACGAGGAGCUGGAAAAGUUCUACGCAUUCCGCACUCUCUGUAUAGAGACGGACACUAAAUGGCGCGCACUAAAAGAAGACACGGCAAGGGAGAUACACGUUGAGGACACCGAGGAUGAGGAUGACAUCAUUGAAUCCAUUCAGCUAAGUCCUGAACCGCCCAUGGAACCCAUACAGCUAUGCCCUGUCGCACCGAUGGAAUCCAUACAUCCAAAUCCUAUCCUUAUUGAAUCCAUACAGGUAAUUUCUGUUUCAUCCAUUGAACACGCACCAGGGAAAAGUCCUGUUCCAGCCAAAGAAUCCACACAACUGGAGCUGGUGGAGUGCACAGAUGCCGAAAAGAGUCCUCAAAGUUCAAGGAAGGACAAGGAACAAAAUGCAAAGAAUCCAACUCCACAAAAGGUUCCUUUAAAGCUUCGAGAGAUUCUCUACCGUUCCACUGGCGAUAUCGAGCGCACGGAUCCACAUGCAGUAGAGCUUAUUGGACAAACCUCCAAUCUGGAUUUCCUCAGCCGUUUCACGUGCAACAUCUGCUCAAAGGAAUUUGCCACCGAAAGACGCUGCCAGAUCCACAAGCAGCAGCAUGAUGGACAUUUGCUCUUUCCCUGCACAGAGCCUGGGUGUGCGGAGAGCUUCAAUAGACGGGAGCAGCGCACGGAGCACAUGAAGACACAUACGGUUCAUUGGUUCUCCUGCGAGCAGGAGGGAUGCAACAAGAAAUACCGCCACAAGGGCACGCUGGUGGCGCACCAGCGAAAAGCCCACGACAUAGGCUCCAAGUCCAAGUCGCACGUUUGCGAGUUCUGCGGCAAGGUCUUUCACACUCCGGCCACGCUCAACCACCAUCGGUACACACACAAGGACAAGAUUCAAAUGCCGUUUGCCUGCGAGGAGUCGGGCUGCUCCUUGCGCUUCCGGAAACGGCAUCACCUACAGGACCACACGAUGCGACACAAGGGCAUCAAGAACUACGCGUGUCCCCACUGCGGCGAGAAGAAGAUAACCCUCAACGAGCUCAAAGUCCACAUCAAUCACCACACCCUGGAGCGCACUUGGUCCUGCCCGCACUGCUCGAAGGUGUGCAACAGCUCGACCAAUCUGGGAGCGCACGUUCGAGCGGUCCAUGAGGCUGUCAGGAAAUUUCCCUGCGGCUUUUGCAACAUGACCUUCGUGAGGUCCCACACGAGGCGAUAUCACGAGAUGACCCACACGGGCGAGAGGAACUACAAGUGCAAGCAGUGUGGCAAGGGUUUCACCCAGCCCGCCACUCUGCGCGUUCACCGAAAGAUCCACGAGAGAUCCAGGCCGAGACCGCCAACGCCUGUGGUCUGUGUGGUCCCCGUGGUCUCAGUGGUGCCUGUGGUUUCGGUAGUGCCCAUGGGCAUAUCCGUACUGGGUGGAGAACUGCUCUAAAGUCAACUUUCUGUGGAAUUUAGUAGGAAUAAGUAGGAGCACUAGUCAUCCAUUGAAUGGUUUAAAUUUGUGGAAAAUACUGAUACUACGAAUUUAAAAUAUGCUAUAUGGUGUAA
Molecule: messenger RNA, 1761 nt
Organism: Drosophila pseudoobscura
Lineage: Eukaryota; Metazoa; Arthropoda; Insecta; Diptera; Drosophilidae
Product: zinc finger protein 358-like
Exons: 2
Coding region: 62-1645 (527 amino acids)
Biological process (GO): regulation of transcription by RNA polymerase II
Cellular component (GO): nucleus
Molecular function (GO): DNA-binding transcription factor activity, RNA polymerase II-specific; RNA polymerase II transcription regulatory region sequence-specific DNA binding; zinc ion binding
Source: RefSeq, a predicted model, not a curated record